Messenger RNA from Symbiodinium natans, 3747 nucleotides. The record is from the annotation of a GenBank genome assembly. NCBI's taxonomy places the organism in Eukaryota, Dinophyceae, Suessiales, Symbiodiniaceae.
AUGAGCGUUCCGUACACCUGUGUGCCCAUCCUGCCCCACUUUGGCGCAGAGGUUCGGGGCUUUUCCUUGGAUGGCCAUGAGCCGCUUGCAGCAGACGUCGUGCAGAGGAUCAAGGAGGACAUGAAGAUCCACAGAGUUUUGGUCUUCAAAGGUCAAGGCCGAAUCAGUGGAGAAAGACAGGUUCAGCUGUCGCAGCAGCUGGGCACUAUUGAGAGCACUUUCUACAAGCAUCCCAGGAGUCCGCAUCCCGACAUCUUCCGUGUCUCCAACGAUGAAAGGGAAGGCUGCGUUGGAGUGGGGAGGACCGGGUGGCAUCUGGAUGGCACCUUCCAAGCACAGCCCUUCAAGUACCAGACCAUGCACUUCCACAGCGUUUGUCAGGGUGGGGAGACGUGGUUCGUUCCCCUCAAAGAGUUCUAUGAGAUGCAGGAUGAUGAAACAAGGGCUCGCUGGGACAGAUAUUGGAUGGUCACUCGGGAGGAACUUGCGCAUCCUCUGGUCUACCGCCACCCGGUGCGACAGGAUACCACAAUGAUGUUCCACUGCGGCGCUCAUUUUUGCCGUGCAUGGUGUGUGGAUGGAGAUGCCGCUGCGCCAGCUGAGAGGCGGCCGCAGCACAUGCUGCCCGGGAACGUGGUGCAGGACGAGCUCAGUGAGGCGCUGGACAGAGCGGUUGAUAAGAUCGGCAUCAAGAUGCGCUGGGAGGCCAUUAUGCAUCCCCUGGCACCCAGAAUCCGAAGAGCAGAGCUGGGCUCAGGCAACCGAGUCGAACUGCCUUCGCUGCCCAGCUCAGGUGCCAUGGCGGAUGGGCAAGUUGUUACCGCGGCGUAUGCGCCCAUGGAUGCGGGCCUAAAAGCUGCAAAUGCAGAAAUUCGUCGAGGCUUCGUGCAGAAAGUGCAUCUUGCCUGCAUGUCUGAAGGUGCACGAGGGCACCUGGGCGGCAACCGCUGGGCCGCGCGGCGCCUGAUGGACAAGUUUUCUCAUUGUUCUGUUCAAGGGUCUAAAGUUGAUUUUGUCUCUUCUGUGACAGUUGCCCAAUAUUUCCUGCUUGCUACGAGCUACAUGCGCUUCGAUGGGACUUCCCUUCAUUCCUUGCAUGUCUGGGGCCUGCCCCGACCGAGGAUCCAGCCUGGCUGCGAGGUGGUCGAGCUUGGUGGCAACAUGGUGGGGGCCAUGACGGGCGAGCAGUUCGAGGCUGCCAUGAGCCAGAGGCCCUUGCGGAUACGCGUGCUGCCCCCGAAUGCUGCCGUGUGGCAGCAAGUCGCACACUUCCAGAAGCAGGUGGUGCGGCUCAGUUUUCAGAAGGUUUUGCUGCAGAAGGCAUUGCGUGAUGAACACGACAACCUCAAAAAGGAGCUCGGUAUAGACAGCGAUGUGGAGGCCAAGCAAAAGGCGCGAGCCAGCUUAGCUCGUGCAGACAUUGCCGGCCAAAGGACGCAGCUAGAGCGACGGAAGCAGGAGGUUGCAAAGCAGGAAGCCGAGCUGGAGACAAAGCGCGAACAAGCCGCUGCCUUCGAUCAGGAGACGCAGACACGCAGGAAGGCUUUAAAGGCAGACAUGGCCCAUCUCGCCUCCCAGCAAGCAGAACUGGAGAAGGCUCGGCAUGACUUCGACACCAUGCGCAAGACGAAGAAGCUCGAAGCUCUGGAGAAGGAGCGGCAGCUGCUCUCAGCCGAGCGCACGGAACUUGAAGCGAAGAGGGACGAGGUGCUGGUGGAACAGAGUGAGCGCGAGGACCUGGAUGCAGAGUGGCAGCGCCUGCGAGAGGAGCGCGAGGAGUUUUUGUCACAGAAGGCCGAACUGGAGUCGUUCGUUCAGAAGGCUCAAGGUCAGUUUCGUGACCUCGAUGAGGAGCGAUUGGCCUUGGCACGCUCACGCGAGGAGCUUGAGGACGAUGUCAUGCAAAUGUCACAAGCGAAAUCUGAACUGCAGGCGCAGCGCAGCCGCGAUGCAGCGUUCCACGAAAACUUGGAGAAAGAGGCCCUGGCUUUCAAGGAAGCUUGCAACACGACGAGGAUGGAGCUGGAAGCAGAGCGCAUGAAGCUGCAGACUCAGCAGCAGACGCAGCAGUCGCAGCUUCAGAAGGAGAGGGAGGAGUUCAAAGCCAAGUGCAAGCAUGCCCUGCAGCAGCUUGAAGCCAGAAAGCGCCAGCUUUUGCAACUCCAAAAGCAGCUGGCGGCGGAGAAGUUAGCUGCAGAACAGGCUCGCAAGGAUCAAACGGAUCAAGCAGAGCAGACGCAGCACAAAGAGCAGAAAGAUGAGGCGACUCAGGUCGAGGCAUGCGCCGUUGUCACCGUCGAGGCAUGCGCCGUUGUCACCGCCGAGGCCUGCGCGCAGGCCUGCCCUGAGAGCUCCGAGGUGCAGGUGCAGACGGUGCAGACGCUUCAGACGGUCUCCAGGACCUUGCCCGGAACCGAGGUCGGUGGAGAACGUGGAGAACACGACCCCACGCUGCAUCCAGCGCAGGGCGCUUGGCUCGAAGACAAAGCGGCCCAGGAUGUCGGGAGCCGUGGCCGCGUCACCACGGAGGUGCUGAUGGAUGCUGACCGUCUUCGUGCCGUGGAUCUUACAGCACACGUCCACACCUUGCUCCAAGCCCGCAAGGUGGAUGCACACUGCAUGCGGAACUUGAGCCAGCUCCUGCAGGACAUGGUCCGGUCACCACGGGAGGGCAGUGAGCUCCCCUCCGAGUCGGCCUCCACAAGCAAGCUGAAGCAGAAAGGAUCCGAUGUUCGGAGCUUCCGAGCUCUGAGGCCACAGUCGGAGUCUCCACGGCCUCGUCCCCUCUCGAAAGACUCGAAGGAGCGGCCCUGGCGUCCGGUCGGACACCGGCCAGGCCCCGCAAGCCCCGCGAGCCCAGCGAGCCCAGCAAGCCCUGCUCCGCAAGAGCUUCCCCGCCACGAGGGGGUCGCCAAGAAGGCGCUGGCGCAGACGGCUGACGUCCGAAGGCUGCUGGCGGAGGAGCUCAGGAAGCCGAAGGAGUUCAGAAACACCUCCAGGUCACAGUCGAAGCCCCGCCAGGACCUCCUGCGGUCUGCUUCCCGGGCCAAGGCUGAGCGGCCCUUUGGAGCCUCCUUCGGCUCCGCUGCGCCGGCUGCGCGGAAGUCGUACGGCAUCCUCUCAGCCCAGCUCCUGCUGACGAUCGCAGUGGCGUAUCCUUUUGCCUGCAUGGAUGAGCAGCUUUUGAAAAAGUACGAGUGGAUCCCCAUACUGUCUCUGUGCGUUCUUGUUGGCUUUGCUUGCGUGAUGCGUUGCGCGAGAGAGACUAUGCGAACAUUCCCGACGAACUACAUCUGCCUUGCAGUCUUCACCGCUGCCUUCGGCGUCACUACCGGGCUGGCUUGCCGACAAUACUCGGCACCAGUCAUCUUCGCUGCGAUGGGCAUUACGGCAGUGUUGUUCCUGCUGCUGACAGCAUACGCAUUUGUCGCGAAGACGGACUUCACCGGGUACGCGCCGUACCUGUUCAUGGCUCUCUGCGUUAUGGUCCUCGUGAGCUUUUGCUUUGCCAUCCUGUCCAUGUUUGGCAUCUUCCUACCCAUGAUGCAGAUGGUCUACAGCGCAGUUAGUGUGCUUCUCUUCUCCUUCUUCAUCAUCUUUGACACACAGCUAAUGUUGGGUCAGUGGGGAGGCCACGAACUCGAAUUUAGCAUUGAUGACUACGCCUUCGCUGCCAUGAACCUGUACCUCGACAUCCUCAAUCUCUUUCUCAACAUUCUGCAGCUGCUCGGGAGCAGAGAUUCAUAG